Molecule: messenger RNA, 886 nt
Organism: Labrus mixtus (cuckoo wrasse)
Lineage: Eukaryota; Metazoa; Chordata; Actinopteri; Labriformes; Labridae
Gene: knstrn
Product: kinetochore localized astrin (SPAG5) binding protein
Exons: 7
Coding region: 7-777 (256 amino acids)
Biological process (GO): spindle organization; regulation of attachment of spindle microtubules to kinetochore; mitotic sister chromatid segregation
Cellular component (GO): kinetochore; centriolar satellite; mitotic spindle
Source: RefSeq, a predicted model, not a curated record
UAUCUAAUGAAUGAUGAUUGUCCUGAUGACGGUAUUUAUUAUCUUUUUGACUUCUGUCCCCUGUUCUUGAAAAGCAGCAGAUUCCUUUUUCCUUUCUUGAUCCGCUUCAGCUUUUUUUUUUUUCCUAUUAUCUCUAUUGUUUUUUGUUUUUUUUUAGGGGCACAGGCUGAAAUGAAGAAGGCCGGUCAUAAGGUUGAUACCGCAACAACAAAUGCCAACCAUAAAGCAGAUGGUGUCCUUAAGGCUCAGAAAGAAAACCUGCCAAGGAAAAAUGUUGCUCCCAAAGUUCACAAAGGGAUUUCCACCAGGUAUGGGCAACAGGCAGAGCUCAAGGAGCAAAAUCAGCAGUUGAUCGCGACCAAUGAGGAGCUGCAGAAAAACCUUGUGGAGACACAGCAAAGAGUAGCUGAGUUAGAGCUGCAGUCCCACGACCUUGAAAAGGAAAAUUCAGAGGUGCAGAGAAACCUGAAGGACUGUCAUGUGCUCCUUGUUGCUGCUAAAAUAGAUCCAGUUUUAGGAGAAAGGGUCGGAGAAGCUGCACAACAAAAGGAAGAUCAAAGAAAAGAAGUUAUGAGUGUCUCCGCUGACCUGCUGCAUGAAUUAAAAGCAUUUGGAGACAUUGCAUCCCAGCAACAGGCUCAACUAGAGGAAAUCCAAGUGACAAUUACAGACCUGGCUAAAGCACGGGAACAUAUGACGCAGGAGAGGGAAAACUUCUCCCUGGAGGCCGCUGAAAUGGAACAAGCUCUCAAGGAAGCAGAAGCUCUCUUGUUGUAGAAGUGUCAAAUAAUUUCCCACCUUCAAACAUUGAAAAUAAAAGAUAAUAUUAAUGUAUUUUUUGUAAUGUAAGUGUGAUUGAAACUGAAUAAAAGAUUUCUAUUUCUCA